Molecule: messenger RNA, 2249 nt
Organism: Notolabrus celidotus (New Zealand spotty)
Lineage: Eukaryota; Metazoa; Chordata; Actinopteri; Labriformes; Labridae
Exons: 2
Coding region: 170-1339 (389 amino acids)
Molecular function (GO): GTP binding
Source: RefSeq, a predicted model, not a curated record
AGAUACAGAGUCAGUGAAGAAGAGAGUGCAGCCAGGGAGACACUAAUCAAAGACUUAUCAGUUGGUUAGCCAGUAAAUCUGCUUCCAGGGAUCCCUGAUGUGGUGCCGUUUUUUGGAGGGAUUUUACAUCUGCAACCUCUUGGGAUAGCCUAAAAGAAAGCCUGUCACGAUGGGAAGCUGGAAUCCACCAGGAGUUAUUGCCUCCUGUGACCUGAAUCUUCUGUUGGUCGGUCCCAGGCGGACCGGCAAGAGCUCUACCGGAAAUACCUUGCUGGGCCGGGAACAGGUUUUUGACACCAAAGGGGGCGGAGCCAGCACAACUGCCAGUGCCACAACCACUGGACGUCACGUGACUGUUGUGGACUCACAAGGUUGGGGUUCCUCUGAAGAGUUUGUGCCCCGAGAGGAGAAAAUUGAACUGAUGCGGGCAUUGUCUCUUUGUGGACUUGGAGGACCUCAUGUUAUUCUGUUGGUAAUCCAACUGUUGGACUUUUCUGAACCGGAGAGAAGGGCAUUGGAGAGGAGGAUGGAGAUGUUGACUCCAUCAGUUUGGAGACACACAAUGGUGUUGUUCACAUGUGGAGACUUGAAUGGGGGUAGAGGGCUGAGUGUGGAGGAGCGCAUCCAAUCAAGCGGCCCCGCUUUGCAGUGGCUGAUGAAAAAAUGUCGCUAUAGAUAUCACGUGUUUGACAAUAAGAAAGACAUAACCAAGCAAGAGAGUAGAAGGCAGGAAGUGCAAGGAGGAGGGAAGAAAAGAGGGAGGACUUGGUGGAAGAAUACUGAAGAUGGGGAGAGGAGGAAGAAUGGAGAGGGUGAGGCAGUUGGUAGAAAGUGUGGAGAGCAGGAGCAAGUGAGAGAGCUGCUGGGUAAAGUGGAGGAUAUGCUGCAGGAGAAUGGAGGAUGGCACUUCUCCCUUCAUAUGUAUCAGAGGAUGGAGGAGGAGUGGUGCCGCAGAGAGCAGGAGCUGAGAGCUCGGCUGGAGGCGGAGACAGAUGUGGGAGGUGGGAAGAGAAAUCAAACGACAGCAGAGGCGAAGAUAAACAUGGAGCUGGAGCCAGAGCAAAGGUCAGACACAGAAGAAGAAGAGAGAGGGGAAGACUGCCUGAGGAUAGAGCUAAAGAGGAAGAAGAGGUAUAUGGAGAGGAAGGUGAAUAGAGAGGAGGAUGAAGAUGAAGGUGUGAAGGUAGAGCUGAGCAGUGAAGAUGAUGGAUGGUACACAGGUUCAGACAGUGGAGGAGAGAGGGAGGAGGGUGAUGAUGUUAAAACUGAACUCAUGGCUCCAUUUCUGUCUAAUGGGGGUCAAAGGUUAGCGUUUAGUCCAAUCAGAGGAAUUGCAUAAAAACACCAAGGUUGCGAAAUCUGUUUUUAUUCCAACUGUAUUAAACUAAAACAGUGACUAAUAUCCUGGGACACACUCAGGGACACCCAGUCCUUAUAAACUCCAGACUUGCAAUAUUCUCAUGGAUGUUAUGAUGUUUCCUGCUUCCAAGAGACAACUGCACUCAAUGGCUUGAUAUUUCAGGACAACAUGUGAUGACAUAACUAUGAUGACACUACAGCUUGUAAGCUCACUUUUGCACAAACAGCCAACCUCAUGUUGAUAUCUACAGGAAGUUCCUGCCGAGCCAAGAUGAUUUAAUUUAUAACCAACUGCAAUGUGUAAUCUUAACACUCAGUUUAGUAUAAGGCAUAUCAUGUAAACAACUAAGCUUUGUUGGAGUGGUAGGAGUAAAUAAUAAACCCUUUGAACAGCAACAGGCUAGCUGUUUCCUUGUGUCCAGAUUUUAGGCUAAGCUAAGCAAAUUGACUUCUGGUUGUAUUUUUCAUAUUUACUGUUCAGCCAUAACAGAAUAACAAUCCUCUCUUCUAUCAGGCAAACAUGUAAAAUAUCCCCUUUAUUGAGAAGAACAUGCAUUGUAUUUGUAGCUACUUGUGUCUCAUAUUUUUGUGUCAUGUGUUGUCUUUAAAUUGUGUAGCAUUGAAAAAAUAUGAGGCACCUUUUUAUUAUAAAUCCUACUUCUGCACUGUUAGGAAUCUAUUGUUGAUUGCAUGGGCCCGUGUAGUUAACUUUGUGUCUAUAAUAGCAGUAUUAUUUAAGAUUUGUCUAAUUUUGCUUCUAGUUAACAUUCUGUUAAACUAGACUAAUUACAUUUCAAUUGUCUUGCUCAUGAAGCAUAAAUGUAAAAAAAAGUCUGUUACUAGUGAAAAAGUUGUAGAAUAAACUGUAAUAAAGCAGAAGUCUUGUUGAA